UGAUUGUGAAGCACGAUUUUUUAAUUAACUCCCUGCUAACGUUAACGUGCGUGCGUGCGUGCAACUAGUUUACCAUGAGUGACGCCUACCUGACCAAGGAGCAUCUGGCCGGGUUCGAUAAUUACAAGUACAAUGCUAAGGACACAUCACCGCUCAGUAUUUAUGUUAUGCAUCCGUUUUGGAAUUGGCUCGUAGAGUACUUCCCAAAAUGGAUUGCACCGAACCUGAUGACGUUUGCCGGCUUCCUGUUUACGGUGGCCAAUUUCGUAAUGCUCUCCUGGUACGAUUGGGGAUUUUGGGCGAGCACGGAUCUAGAAAACACUGCACCGGUACCGAACUGGUUCUGGGCGCUGGCAGCCGUUAACAUCUUUCUCGCCUACACGCUAGACGGUAUCGAUGGCAAGCAGGCCCGAAGGAUCAAACUAUCCGGACCGCUCGGUGAACUGUUCGAUCAUGGGCUUGAUUCGUAUUCGGCAUUUUUCAUACCGGCCUGCCUGUACAGCAUAUUCGGACGGGGACCUACGUCGGUACCGCCGAUACGGAUGUACUACAUCAUGUGGACGAUAUUUUUCAAUUUUUAUCUAUCGCACUGGGAAAAGUACAAUACGGGUGUGCUGUAUUUGCCCUGGGGGUACGAUUUGGGUAUGUGGGGUUCCGUUUUAAUGUACCUAGCCACGUGGAUGUUUGGGUAUCAGCUGUGGAAGGUGUCCCUACCGUGGGGCCUUUCGGCCGGUCAGCUCAUGGAACUUUGCCUCCACAUUAGCGCCAUGUCGAACCUGCCGAUGGUCGUGUACAAUAUGUACCGAUCGUACAAGGAUCGUACCGGCAAGAUGCGCACCAUGAAGGAAGCGAUGCGGCCACUAUUCACGUAUGGUAGCUUUAUGUUCGUCUGCUUGCUGUGGGUGUUUGUUUCGCCGGGCGAUAUCAUGAAUCGUGAUCCACGGGCCGUUUAUAUCAUGACGGGUACCAUUUUUAGUAACAUCAGUUGUCGAUUAAUUGUAUCCCAAAUGUCCAACACAACGGCGGAAACGUUUAACUGGUUGACGGGUGUUUUAUGUGCAGCAAUCGUUAUGAGCCUCACUAUGCCACUGUUGGAAAGGCCGAUAUUGUAUUUGCUUGUGAUUGGAUCUUCCCUAGCACAUUGGCAUUAUGGAUCUGGUGUGGUUCAACAAAUGUGCAAACACUUCAAUCGACGCUGCUUCAUGGUGACAAAGCCGGAAGAAUCCAAAGAAUAGGAAACACUCCUGUACGCUGUCUAGCUCGAUCCAG
Molecule: messenger RNA, 1269 nt
Organism: Anopheles maculipalpis
Lineage: Eukaryota; Metazoa; Arthropoda; Insecta; Diptera; Culicidae
Product: ethanolaminephosphotransferase 1
Exons: 6
Coding region: 75-1235 (386 amino acids)
Biological process (GO): phosphatidylethanolamine biosynthetic process
Cellular component (GO): Golgi apparatus; endoplasmic reticulum membrane
Molecular function (GO): ethanolaminephosphotransferase activity
Source: RefSeq, a predicted model, not a curated record